This is a messenger RNA of Fraxinus pennsylvanica, 1008 nucleotides long. Lineage: Eukaryota; Viridiplantae; Streptophyta; Magnoliopsida; Lamiales; Oleaceae. The record is from the annotation of a GenBank genome assembly.
AUGGCCUUCUCUGUGCCCACAUUUUCAACAUUUCCUUCAAAUUUCUUCAAAAAUACCCCAAAUACAAUCCCAUCCAUCCCUCAAUUCAGUUACUCUUUUGCAUUCCCCAAUUGUAACAACAAUUAUAUAUCAACCAAUAAAAACAGAAAAAUUGAAUUUGGAUUAUUGUGCUGCUCUUCUACAUCUAAGCAACGCCGUGGCGGUGGUGGUGGGUCGCCGCCAGCCACGCGGAAGAAAAAGAAGUCCAAUAGUAAAAGUAGUGGCAAAAGUAUAAUAGAUGAUGAUUUUGAAAUUGAAAAAAGUGGGGUUGAGUUGCUGCAGUCACCGUCACCGUCAUCGUCGGAAGAGUUACCGUACGAGACUUUGCCCCUUCCGAAACCACCGGCAGGGUUUGUGUUGGAUGACCAAGGCAGAGUCCUCGUGGCCUCUAACAAACGCAUUGCUACAAUUGUGGAUUCGACCAAUAACUUCCCCCUGGAGUGCAUCAUAAGGAGGGUAUUUAGAAACUCAAGAGGCGAUGAAUGCAUGCUGCUCUGCCCAGUAGAUAUGCCCGUUCAGAUUUUAAAGAGCGUCAAUGUUGAAGGGUGGUCUGCUGUCAGUGACGAAGAAGUUGAGUCUAUCCUUCCCACUGCAGCUUACACCCUUGCCAAAAUACAUAUGCAUCUGGUGUACAGCGGAUUUUGUUACACAGCACGAGGAGGAUUCUGCUAUACUGAGGACGAUAUAAUUGAAUUUCACACAGACAAUGGUCAAGAUGUGGAUGGCUUGCCAACUGAAGGCAUAGAAAUUGCAUGCUUCCAUCUGGAUGGUUCGCACUAUAUGAUUUAUACGCCUUCAGACCCUCUUCUCUUCGUUGCUUUGAAGGAUGAAAAUGGUGCAUUGCAAAUAGCUGAUGAUGAACUAUUGGAUGAUCCUGCCAUAAUUAGUGCCAUUGAUGAGGAGACUGAAUUUAAUGCAUUAGUGGAAGAAGAGGAUGCGCUGCUUGAAUCAUUAUUAGGAAAAAGAUGA